CAGCUGAUUUAAAGAAUUUGAGCAACGAAGUGUGUGAAAUUUACACUGAUCAACGCUGGAAGAUUGGACGCAAUUUUAAAACUUAAUUUUUAUUUAUUAUAAUUUUAGAUCUGCAUGCGAAUAUUCAACCAACUCAAAGCAGUAAAGAAGUACAUAGAUAUUGGUGCCAAUCUUACUGAUCCCAUGUUCCGUGGUAUCUAUGGCGGUACACAAAAGCACACUAAUGACUUAGAUUUGGUGUUGGAACGUGCGUGGAAGCAAGGCAUUGAAAAUAUGAUCAUUACCGUGGGCACACUGAAUGAGGCAGAUGAGGCUUUAAAUUUAGCCAAAACAAAUGAUCGACUGACUGUCACCAUGGGCUGCCAUCCAACACGCUGCAAUGAAUUCACAACCGAACCGGAGCAAUAUUAUGAAGGUUUACGUGUGAAAAUACGUGAAAAUCCAGACAAAGUGAUUGCUAUAGGUGAAUGUGGACUCGACUAUGACCGCUUGCAUUUCUGUGAAAAAGAUACGCAAAAAAAAUAUUUCGAAAAACAACUUAGUUUGGCGGCGGAAUUUCGCUUACCACUUUUCCUACACUGCCGCAGCGCACAUGAAGACUUCAUGGAAAUACUCGAACGCAAUCGCGACAAGUUACUGGAAUGCGGUGGUGGCGUAGUGCACAGUUUUGACGGCACUUUUGAGGAAGCUGAAAAAGUGAUUGCUUUCGGUGGCCUUUACAUCGGUUUGAAUGGUUGUUCACUAAAGACGUCAGAAAAUUUGGAAGUUGUGAAAAAAUUGCCCAACGAGUGCAUAAUGUUGGAAACAGAUUGCCCGUGGUGCGGUAUAAGACCAUCACAUGCGGGUUCCAAAUUUGUGAAAACCAAAUUUACGGCGGUUAAGAAAAAGGAAAAAUGGACAGCGGAGACACUAGUGGACGGACGUUGUGAGCCAUGUCAAAUAAGUCAAGUGCUGGAAGUUAUUGCGGGCGUUAAGGAGCAGGAUACUGCCAAACUAUCCAAAAUAUACUAUGAUAACACCUUGAAUUUAUUCUUUAAUAAAAGUAAAAAGUAACCAAUUGCAAUUGCUAGUUUUUGUAAAAAUAAAUGCUUAAAAUUGUGCAAAAA
Messenger RNA from Zeugodacus cucurbitae (melon fly), 1106 nucleotides. Its product is annotated as deoxyribonuclease TATDN1. Gene Ontology annotation, molecular function: 3'-5'-DNA exonuclease activity. The record is from RefSeq and is a predicted model, not a curated record. Gene Ontology annotation, cellular component: cytosol. Lineage: Eukaryota; Metazoa; Arthropoda; Insecta; Diptera; Tephritidae. The coding region runs from base 115 to 1053 and encodes 312 amino acids. The transcript has 4 exons.